Messenger RNA from Drosophila bipectinata, 1130 nucleotides. RefSeq lists its product as uncharacterized. The record is from RefSeq and is a predicted model, not a curated record. NCBI's taxonomy places the organism in Eukaryota, Metazoa, Arthropoda, Insecta, Diptera, Drosophilidae.
AUGCCACUCAUCCAGGCCCAGUCCACAGCCCAGUCCCAGUCGCAGUCGCAGCCCCCGCACCCGACAACGCCCCCAGCUCAGCCGCCCCAAAGGAGUCCCAUUGGCAGAACGUACGCCAAGUCCAUGCCGGUAACACCGAUCCAACCGCAGUCGCCGCUGGAGGAGACACCCUCCUACGAGCUCUACGAACGCCAUGUCCACGCCCACGACCACGCCUGCUCCGAUGCAAGGUUCCACUUUGCCAAUCAUGACAACAAUGAGGAGGAGGACGACGAUGACGAGGAGGAUACCUCUUCGCUAGCCAUGAUCACCCCGCCACCCCCUUACGACACUCCGAGAAGUGGAGCCGUUGCUGCCACGCCUCCGUUGCCACCGCCCCGUAGAUUUCGCUUCGGCAACCGGGAGCUGUUCAGCAUGAGUCCCGCUGGAGGCGGGACCACGCCUACGGCCAGCAGCGCUAUUACGCCCACAAAGUUGAGCGCCGCAGCAGCGGCCAUGUUUGCAGCUCCUCAGGUGGCCACGCAGCUGAACCGGAAGUGGGCACACCUCCAGAGGCGGCGGCGCAGGCGGAACAGCAGCUCCGGGGACUCCAAGGAGCUGGACAAACUGGUGUUGCAGUCGGUCGAUUGGGAUGAGAACGAGAUGUACUAGUUUUAAGGACUCCACUAAGCUAGGGAUUUGUAGUUGCGUAAUCAGAAACGGAUUGGUUUUCAAAAAACAAAAAAUUAUGAAAAAUGUAAGAUAGGCGAUACUUUUUACCAGCCAAGGGGGGGUUACAGAUCAAGAUCACAUCAGAUAUGUAAUGCACCCUAGUUGGUGAAGAACCUUUCCAAGUAUGCGAUAGGAACUGGACGGGAUGGAUUUACUUACACACAAAAAAGCCACAGAGAUUAUACACGAAAUUUAUAGUUAUACAGCCUUUACACAGAUAGUAUAACCAAAUCUGCUAACAAGAAUACGUAUAUAGGAUAUAUAUAUGACUCUAUAUAUACCAACUUCAGAUAUAGUCGCUAACUUAGAGCUGCAAACCAUAUUGUUAAUUAAAAUUCAAGAACACACGAGCCAGGAGAUGUAAAUAUUAACGUAAAUUAAGCAAACCUUAUUCAAAUGAAUAUACACGAUAUACACGA